UGUUUUCUCAGACUUGUCCCAGUGUCUCUGUUUCCUUCCUCAACUCCGGCUGUUGUGAAGGACAGUCUACUGAAAUUCCUCAGAACCACAUUCCAAGACCACACCUGACCUAACUGAAGCGAGAUUGGAGUAAGGAAUGCUCCCUGAACAUCAGCGAGAGAGCCGCGUGUGUCAACAAACGGGAGCCCUGCUGUUAAAGCACAUACUGGUGAAAUGGAGGAAGAAAAAGCAGAGUUUUCAGGAAUUGGUCCUCUCGUUAGUGAUACCCCUCUUAUUGUAUCUGAAUAUAACGAGUGGUUGGUACAUGCCACAGUUUUCAGUACCUUCCCACGACUUUGGGCGUGUCGAUAAGAUUCAUGCUUCCAGCUAUGGACUUCAGUAUACUCCAGUGACACACACGACCAGACAAAUAAUGCAGCAUGUGGCUUCGGAUUCUUUUAUGAAGGGUAUACGUAUUUUUGAAAAGACUGAAGAAUCAUCAGAGCUGGAAAUAAAUGAUACGACAUUUUUUAAUCUUAUAGAAGUUAACUUUAAGGAUGAUUUCUCUUAUGAGUUAUCCUCCCCGGAUGAUUCUACAUUCCAUUUACAAACGGACAACAUGAACCAUCAUUCAGAAAGCUGCUCUGACGCCAUGGAGGAGGAUUACGUCACUUGUGCCGUUAUGACUGCGUUGGAUUCAGGAUUUGUUGCCCUGCAAGCAAACAUCGACGCGGCCAUCAUUCAACUGGCAUCCAACCACACGGUGAUAGAAGAGCUGCGCUCAGUCACGGCCGUUCAGAUGGAGUCUGCCCCGUUCCGUAUUAGCCAACGUGUCAGCUAUGACUUUUUGGUGGUGUGCGCUGCCAUGGCGUUCUCUCCACUCAUCUACUUCAUGUCCCUCAAUGUGGCAAAAGAUAGGAAGAAGUUAAAGGAGCUCAUGAGGAUGAUGGGGCUCCAGGAUGUAGCGUUCUGGUUCUCCUGGGGUUUGCUGUAUGCAGGUUAUAUUUUAAUUGUGACCAUUCUACUUACACUUAUCAUGAAAUCAGAUGAAUUUAUUUACCAGACCAGCCAUUCUGUGAUGUUCUUCCUGUUUUAUCUCUACGGUCUCUCUUUGAUGUCACUUGCUUUCUUGCUAAGUACAUUGUUGAAGAAACCUAAGCUCACUGGCAUAGUUGGGUUCCUCUUCACCCUUUCCUUCGGAAGUCUGGGCCUUGCUGUAUUGUAUGACCAGGUUCCUGAACCUUUGAAAUGGGCUUUAGGUCUCUUCUGUCCUUUUGCCUUCACAGCUGGAUUUGUGCGGAUUGUACAUUUAGAAGACAAUGUGAAAGGGGUGGAUUUUUCUGACUUUCUGGAAGACUCCUACCCAAUGUUGGCCCUUUAUUUCCUGUUGGCUUUUGAUGCGCUUCUCUAUUUGACACUAGCCAUCUACUUUGACAAAGUCUUGCCUGAUAAAUAUGGGACGCGCCAUUCCCGUUUGUUCUUCCUGAAGCCAAGUUAUUGGUUUAAAGAAAGGCAGAAGGGUGUCCGCAGUGAUAUCCUAGACCAUGAAGAACACAGUGACCAGGGCGUUAGUGAUCACAUUGAACAAGUGCCUCCAGAAUUUCGUGGGAAAGAAGCCAUCAGCAUCAACAAUAUUAAAAAAACCUAUGGCGAGAAGGACAAGACAGUGAAGGCUUUAAAAGGUUUGUUCCUUAAUGUCUAUGAAGGCCAGAUCACUGCAUUACUUGGUCACAGUGGAGCUGGAAAAAGUACGCUACUCAACAUCCUUAGUGGACUUUGCCCACCUUCAGAAGGCUCUGCCAUUAUAUAUAAAUACAAAGUGUCUGAAAUGGAGGACUUGAAAGAAAUUAGGAAGAUAAUUGGAGUUUGCCCACAAUUUAACGUUCAGUUUGAAGUUUUAACAGUGAAAGAAAAUCUAAGGAUAUUUGCCAAAAUCAAAGGGAUUCUGCCAAAAGAGGUUGAACAAGAGGUCCAAAAGGUUUUGACGAUGUUGAAAAUAACAGAUGUCCAGGACUGCCAAGCGAGCAGCUUAAGUGGAGGACAGAAAAGAAAGCUGACACUUGGAAUUGCCAUUUUAGGAGACCCCCAGGUUUUGCUAUUAGAUGAGCCAACUGCUGGAUUGGAUCCCAGUUCCAGAUACCAUGUAUGGAGCCUACUGAAGGAGCAUAAAGCUAACCGAGUAACCCUGUUUUGUACCCAGCUAAUGGACGAGGCCGAUAUUCUCGCUGACCGGAAAGCUUUUAUCUCCCAUGGGAGGCUGAAGUGUGUUGGCUCUUCUCUCUUUCUGAAGAGAAAAUGGGGAAUUGGAUAUCAUUUAAGCCUGCACAUUAAUGACUCUUGUGAUACUGUGAAAGUGACAUCUCUAGUCAAACAAUAUAUCCCCAGUGCUAAGCUAUCUGGGCAGAGUCAAGAAGAGCUGAUUUACAUGCUACCCUUUGAAAAUGUGGAUAUGUUCCCUGAACUGUUCUGUGAUCUAGACGCUUCUGCAUGCCCGGGGAUUCUGAGUUACGGCAUUUCCAUGACAACCCUGACUGAUGUGUUCCUGACACUGGAAGAAGAAGCCGCAGUUGAGGAAGCAGAUUACGGUGUUUUUGGUGAGGAGCAGGCAGAAGAGGAAAGAGAGACCUUCUCUGCCGAUGAAUUGGAACAACGUCUCCUGUCACUUUCCGACACCAGCAGGGCGACUGUCAGUGGCGCUGCCCUCUGGAGACAGCAAGCCUGUGCCGUGGCAAGAAUUCGCUUCCUGAAGCUCAAGCAUGAGAGUCGCACCAUUAGGUCUAUAUUACUGCUGUGUGGCUUUCUGAUCCUGCCCAUCCUUCUCAUCAAGAUAUUAACCGAGAAAAGAACUGUUGCCCAUACGUUGAAGGUUUCGCCUCAGAUGUAUUUUCUCCAGCCUGGAUGGCAGCACUAUCAAACUCGUCACACCAGCUUAUUGGUCCUCAAUGAUACAGGCUCGGACAUUGAGGACUUCAUCCAUGCUGUAAAGAGUCAGAAUAUAAUGUUGGAAACAGCUAAUUGGAAAAACAUCUCAGAUGCUCGGGAAUAUAAUGGGGCUAUUAAAGUAUCACUGGAAGAUAAGCAUUUCAGAUUUACAAUGAUGUGCAAUGCUCAGAGAAUCAAUUGCUUCCCAGUCCUGAUGAACAUCAUUAGUAAUGCGUUACUAAGGACCUUGAACUCCACCAGGCAUAUUCAAAUCAUGAGUAGGACGCCCCCUCUGAUUUCACUUGUGCACAUGACAGACUUGCUUUGGGUUUCCAUUAUUCUCAUGUCUAUUUUGGCUUCUGGUCUUGCACCUCACUUUGCCAUGAGCAGCAUAGGGGAUUACAAGAUAAAAGCUCACUCCCAGCUGUGGACUUCAGGCAUGCUCCCAUCAGCGUAUUGGUGUGGCCUGGCUCUGGUGGACACUACCCUCUGCUGCAUUCUUCUCUUUACAAUGACUGGGAUUAUAUUUAUAAUUUUUUAUAACAUUAGCCUGACUCCUGGAUUUUUAGCCUUACCUAUGAUUGCAGCUAUUAUUGGCUAUGCAGCAUCCAGUGUCCUCCUCACCUAUGUGGUCUCUUUCCUUUUCCGUAAAGGGAAAAGCUACAGUGACUUUUGGGCUUUUAUCUUUAUAUUUGUUUCUUUCGUGCUUAAUGGAAUUUCUUAUAUCAUCUUUGUGGACUUCCUCAUGACCCUCCUCACUGCACUGAUUCCUGUCUAUGCAUUAGUUGGCUGUAUGAAAAUAAUUGUGCAGGUGUCAUCAGAAUAUUCACUUCUCUCAGAUGAGAUCUAUCCGAUUCUGAGCAGAAUCCACUUGCUAACUAGCCUAGCGCCAUACGUGCACUGUCUCAUUUUAAUUUUCAUUCUGAGAUGUCUGGAGUGGAAAUAUGGAAGAAAAACUAUGAGAAAAGAUCCAGUGUUCAGAAUUUCUCCAAAGAAUGAGAUCAUCUGCCCAAACCCUGAAGAGUCUGAAGGAAUAGACGAAGAUGAAGAUGUUGAAGCUGAAAGAAUGAAAGUCAGGCAUGUGUUGACUGGUCAGAACCAGGAAGAGAGACCAAUCCUUAGUGUCCACAGACUACGCAAGGAAUACAAAGACAAGAAGGCCAGCUCUGUUUUUAAGAAAAGGACAAAAAUGGCCACAAGAAAUGUCUCCUUUUGUGUUAAAAAAGGCGAGAUUUUAGGGCUACUUGGACCCAAUGGGGCGGGGAAAAGCACAACUCUAAGGAUGAUCGUUGGAGACACGAUCCCAACGGCUGGACAGCGCUACAAAAAGGAGAGGGUGUUUAACUCUUCUGCCUGUCUCCCUUUCCCUGUGGGGAGACCUGAAGGAUUCCAUGUUGAAGAAGAGAAUUUUUAAAAGUCCGAAGAAGCACUUGUACCUUUGAGCCUCCAGUUACUGGUUGUUUGUGCAGGUGCUGAUGCAGGGGACAGA
This is a messenger RNA of Pelodiscus sinensis (Chinese soft-shelled turtle), 4390 nucleotides long. The record is from RefSeq and is a predicted model, not a curated record. NCBI's taxonomy places the organism in Eukaryota, Metazoa, Chordata, Testudines, Trionychidae.